Messenger RNA from Cajanus cajan (pigeon pea), 841 nucleotides. Its product is annotated as beta-mannosyltransferase-like protein. The record is from RefSeq and is a predicted model, not a curated record. Lineage: Eukaryota; Viridiplantae; Streptophyta; Magnoliopsida; Fabales; Fabaceae.
ACCCAAAAUCAGUUUUGAAGUUGGUUCACGCAUUCCCCUUUCGUCUCAUUGUGCUGAAUUGUGAAGGCUUCUCCCAGUUGUAACCGAAAACGAAAACCCUCGAACGAAGCGAAACAACGAGCAUAUGUCAGACUUAAGUGAGAGAAUAUUUCGUCUCCAAAUACGACGUCGUUGAGGUUGGGAUUUUAGCACAAUAUGUCUCUCCGAAUAAAGGCAGUGGUAGAUAAAUUUGUCCAAGAGUUGCAGGAGGCGUUAGAUGCUGACAUUCAGGAUAGGAUUAUGAAGGACAGAGAAAUGCAAAGUUACAUUGAAGAGCGAGAACGUGAGGUUGCUGAGCGUGAAGCUGCAUGGAAGGCUGAUCUUUCUCGCCGUGAGGCUGAGAUUGCUCGUCAAGAAGCAAGGCUGAAGAUGGAGAGAGACAAUCUUGAGAAAGAGAAAAGUGUCUUAAUGGGAACUGCGUCAAAUCAAGAUAACCAAGAUGGAGCCCUUGAAAUUACAGUAAGUGGUGAAAAAUACCGUUGCCUCAGAUUUGCCAAGGCAAAAAAGUAAGGCUUUGCUGGGGUCACAAAAAGGAAAAGUACGUUCUUCACUUCUCCCCUCCCCCAAAAGAGGACUAGUGCUGCCGAGGAAUCACAUGCAAAUUGCAAUGCCAAGCUCAAUUUAAGUACCUCUAGGAGGAACAUUCAUUCAAAUUUAACUGAUUAGUUGUGGUUUACGAUUUCUGCUAGAUUUGAGAUAAGUGUCAUGACUUGCUCAAUUGAAAUUUUUUAUUGAUUAUUUUGUUCGUGACGCCGUGGUUGCUUUGUUUUGCUGAAAAUAUAUUUAAAGGUAUACAUUCCUU